AUGGAACAUACUAAUUUAAGGCAGACAUUAAUGGAAGUUGUUGAGGUUUGGUCUUUAUCCAUCCAAAAAGCAAGCAAACUUGUUGCAAAAAUAUCACAAAUGGAUGGACAACUUUUUCUCAUCAAGCAUCUUCUUAUAUUAAGAGAACAGAUUGCACCUUCUGACAUAGAAUUCUUAGUCACACACAAGGAACUGGAUUUCUCCCAAUUGUUGGAGCAUCUGAGACGAAUUCUUAGAGGUCAAACCUCAUUAUUUGAUUGGUCAAGGUCAACUUCUUUGGCUAGGACACUGUCGCCUCGAGUUUUGGAAAGUCAAAUUCAUGCAAAGAAGGAACUUGAGAAAAUCUGA
Messenger RNA from Lactuca sativa (garden lettuce), 348 nucleotides. Lineage: Eukaryota; Viridiplantae; Streptophyta; Magnoliopsida; Asterales; Asteraceae. The record is from RefSeq and is a predicted model, not a curated record.